UAUUUAACACCACAGGUCAAGAUUUUGUGUAUAUGGUGGACAUAACUACAGACAACGGUACUCGGAAGACAACAUCUCAGCAACUAGCUCUAAAUCUACACUACAAAGUCUAGCUGUAAUUUUAGCUUUAUCUUUGAAAGACGUCACCAACAUACAUGUGUUUUCAUGAAGAGGGUGGAGAAGCCAGAGGGAUACAGGCAAAUGAGGCCCAAAACAUUCCCUGCAAGCACAUAUACUGGCAAUAGCAGGCAGAUGCUGCUGGAAAUCCGCGAGAGCCUCCGUCAUCUUCCGAAACCAUCAAAUGCUGCUAAGGUUGAACAACCGCCUGCUAAAACUGAGGAUCCCAGGCAAGGGAGGAAUCCUCCUAAGUUUGUCCCAUAUCACAAAGCCCUAGCUGAGAUUCGUAACUCCCUGCAGCCUUUUGCAAAUUCCUCUACUUCAACUCAGAGAGGAGGAAAUGAAGUCAACAGAAAAAUGCUUCAUGAUCUGCUGACUGCUGGAUUUGAUGAGGAUAUGGUGGUACGAGCCUUACAGCAAACAAACAGUCGUAGCAUUGAAGCAGCCAUUGAGUUUAUGAGCUAUCUGGAGCCCUAUCGAGACGCUCAAGUUGCUGCUGCAGCAAGACCCAUGAAUGCUGGUAUGAAACCUCCAGGCAACAUCCAGCCUUCUGUGAAUCGCCGGCAGAGCUGGAAGGGUUCAAAGGAGUCUCUAGUUCCACAGAGCCACGUUUCACCUUUGUCUGAUAGCAUUAUCUAUGGCGGUUCAGAAAUGCCUGGAUCCCAAUCAGAGAUGGGAAGGCCGUUAUCUGGAUCAGGCCUUCCAGCCUUUGCUCAGCAAAUUCCAGUCAAUGGCCAGAGAGUAAAUCCACCACCUCCACCACAAGUAAGGAGUGUUACACCACCACCACAACCUCCUCCAAGAGGAACUACUUCAUCGCCACAGUCUUGGGAGCCCAAUUCACAAACAAAGCGUUACUCUGGUAAUAUGGAGUUCCUUGUUUCCCGCAUUUCCCCAAUCCCACCUGGAAACUGGCAUGAGGCAUAUCAAUCUUCUAAUAUUAACUCAGCACAGAUGAUGAACCCUCAGCCACAACGACCUAUGAAUGCUGUUCCUGUUGGAAGGCAACCCAUUAUCAUGCAAACAUCUGGGAACAGCAAGUUUUAUUCGGGGAGGGCUGGCAUUCACAAUGGUAAUGGACAAAAUGAAUAUAUAACUCAAGUGAACAACAGUGUUGGAAGGUCACAACCUCCACCUUAUCCUAUGUCAAAUGGUCCAAAUAAUGCUGCGUUGCAGAUGCAAGGCAAUAAUGGACCAAUGUCACCUUCUGCUUAUAAUAAUGGUAAUUUGCCACAGUCUGUACUAGUACCAAAUAGAAAUAGCCACAACAUGGAUCUGUAUAACAUGAGUAUUCCAAGUCAUCCAACUUCAUGGUCUCAGCCCUCUUCGACCCAGUCACCUGGAAACCAUGAGAUGCCAUCGUGGCAGAAUAAUAUCCCUGUUAGGUCCAACUCUUUCAAUAACCCAAUGGCAGUUCGCCAAGUGCAUCCUACUAAUUCACAAGCUUCUGCUACAACUGUGACUGCAAUAACUCCUGCCCCCAUACAGCAACCUGUAAAAAGCAUGAGGGUUUUAAAGCCAGAACUUCAGACUGCACUGGCUCCAGCACAUCCAUCAUGGGUAAACCAGAAUGUACCAGGGCUUUACUCAGAAGGGGUGCCUCACAACAGUGCUUUGAUGCCUGCACAACCAGAAGCACCAAAUUACCAAGGGCCACCACCACCCUACCCAAAGCGCUUGCUUCAGCAAAACUCUCCCAGUUAUGAAACUGGUCAAAAAUCUAACAAGGAUGAUCUGUCUCCUGCAACUUCCAGUUCUCAGGAAGAAGGAGAAAGGGCAUCUGAAUCCACUGUGGAAACCACUGAGAAAGAGAAGAAACAAAUAACUACAUCCCCUGUGCCAGUUAGGAAGAACAAGAGAGAUGAAGAGAGACGGGAGUCGCGCAUCCAGAGCUACUCACCCCAGGCUUUUAAGUUUUUCAUGGAGCAGCAUGUUGAAAAUAUUCUAAAAUCUCACCAUCAAAGGUUGCACCGCAAGAAGCAGCUGGAAAGCGAGAUGAUGCGAGUGCGACUGUCCGCAGAUGCUCAGGACCAAAUGAGGAAGAUGUUGUGUCAGAAGGAAUCUAACUAUAUACGACUUAAGAGAGCCAAAAUGGAUAAAUCCAUGUUUGUAAAAAUUAAGACUCUUGGUAUUGGUGCCUUUGGAGAAGUGUGCCUAGCCAAAAAAAUUGAUACCAAUGCUUUGUAUGCAAUGAAAACCUUGCGGAAGAAAGAUGUCCUAUUGCGCAACCAAGUAGCCCAUGUCAAAGCUGAAAGAGACAUCUUGGCAGAGGCAGAUAAUGAAUGGGUAGUACGACUGUACUAUUCGUUCCAGGACAAAGAUAACUUGUACUUUGUCAUGGAUUACAUUCCAGGUGGCGAUAUGAUGAGCCUUCUGAUUCGUAAGGAACUCUUUCCUGAGGAUUUGGCCCAGUUCUACAUAGCAGAGCUCACAUGCGCAGUUGAGAGUGUUCAUAAGAUGGGCUUUAUUCAUCGUGACAUCAAACCUGACAAUAUCCUUAUUGACCGAGAUGGCCACAUUAAACUCACUGAUUUUGGGUUAUGUACUGGUUUUCGGUGGACCCAUGAUUCAAAAUACUAUCAAAGUGGUGACCACCUGCGACAAGACAGCAUGGAUUUUAGUAAUGAAUGGGGAGAUCUAGCAAAUUGCCGUUGUGGUGACAGGCCUAAACCUCUUGAGUGGCGUGCAGCAAGACAGCAUCAGCGCUGCUUAGCCCAUUCUCUUGUCGGGACCCCGAAUUACAUUGCACCAGAGGUUUUAUUGCGUACAGGAUAUACACAACUUUGUGACUGGUGGAGCGUGGGAGUUAUACUUUAUGAAAUGCUUGUUGGAAAAGCUCCUUUCCAUGCAAGCUCACCACUGGAAACACAAAUGAAAGUAAUCAAGUGGCAGACAGCAUUACACAUCCCACCUCAAGCCAAUCUCUCUCCUGAAGCUUCUGAUCUAAUUGUGAAACUUUGCCGAGGCCCUGAAGAUCGUUUAGGGAAGAAUGGGGUUGAUGAGAUUAAAGCUCAUCCAUUUUUCAAGACUAUAGACUUUUCUAGUGACUUGCGUCAGCAGCCUGCUUUGUAUAUUCCCACCAUAACACACUCUACGGACACUUCCAACUUUGACCCGGUAGAUCCAGACAAGCUCUGGAAUGACGAAGACAAAGAUGGAAAUAAAAAUGAUACCUUAAAUGGCUGGUAUAAAAAUGGCAAACACCCUGAACACGCUUUCUAUGAGUUCACUUUCAGGAGGUUUUUUGAUGAUAAUGGACACCCAUACAACUACCCCAAGCCAUUUGAAAAUGAUUAUGACGACACAAACGACAGUGGCUACAAGGAAACUGAUACUGAAGAGAGUGAUAAUAUUGGGAGGAGGCCACCAAACCGGGAUUUAGUUUAUGUCUAGAGUCAACACACGCAUUUAUAAAGUCUUUCAGAUCCUGUGGUUUGUUUUGAAAGACCUGCGUAAGUAGCUGGUUUCUGCUACAUUGGGAGCAUCAGAAAACACAAAUCUGUGUAUUGAGUGCAGCCACAAGUGGCAAAUUCAAACUUCAGUAAGAGAUGUAAUUAAGCAUUAGUUGUCAUUGCUCGUUACUGAAAAAUAAUGCUGGAGUUUGUAGCCACUGACUAAAAAAAUAGAAGAGGACUUUUUUUUGUUUUUCUUCAGAGCACCUUGUUUUUACUUUUUUUUUGUGCUUUCAAAUUACUUUUUUUUGUUUUAUUGGGCACACAGUAUAGUUUUCAAUGGACUGGGAAGUCUAAAUGAAUUUUAAACUGCAAAGGUACAAGUUUGCAAGACAAUGAUGGACGUUUAUGUAAAAAAAAAAAAAAGUUACAUUAAAGCCUCAUAACAGCUAUAUAUCAAUCCUAUUUAUGUAAUUACAAUAUUUAUAAAGCAUCAUAAAGAAUAUUUGAAUUGAUACGUGAGAUGUGGAUCCUAAGAGCAUUGGAAGAUGUGGCAGUAAGAUGCAUUUCAUUAUGGCUAAACACAACACUAAUUUCUACCAACACAAUCAAUUAGAUGUAGAGAAAUUCAAAAUCCACCCAAGACUGAUAUUUAGGCUGACUUGGCUCUUGGCACCACCUGACUUUUUAACAGGAGUAACCUCGAUUUCGGCAACUAGU
Messenger RNA from Nanorana parkeri, 4229 nucleotides. It is a transcript of the gene LATS1, whose product is annotated as large tumor suppressor kinase 1. Lineage: Eukaryota; Metazoa; Chordata; Amphibia; Anura; Dicroglossidae. The record is from RefSeq and is a predicted model, not a curated record. Bases 166 to 3510 code for a protein of 1114 amino acids. Gene Ontology annotation, molecular function: protein serine/threonine kinase activity; ATP binding; glutathione-disulfide reductase (NADPH) activity. The transcript is spliced from 7 exons. Gene Ontology annotation, biological process: positive regulation of apoptotic process; hippo signaling; regulation of organ growth. Gene Ontology annotation, cellular component: mitochondrion; cytosol.